AUGGGAAAGGUUCAUGGAGGACUUACAAGAGCUGGAAAAGUCAGAAAUUCAACAAAGAAGGUUGAUAAGAUAGAUAACGGAAAGAAGAAAUUUCCAAGUGGGAGGGGAUAUAUUCGAUACCUCUACAAUAAGAGAAUUGAGAUGAUUGAUGGAAAGGUGAAGAAUUAUAAAUUCAAUCCUCAAAAUUAA
Messenger RNA from Entamoeba invadens IP1, 189 nucleotides. RefSeq lists its product as hypothetical. Lineage: Eukaryota; Evosea; Mastigamoebida; Endamoebidae. Gene Ontology annotation, molecular function: structural constituent of ribosome. Gene Ontology annotation, cellular component: ribosome; cytosolic small ribosomal subunit. Gene Ontology annotation, biological process: translation. The coding region runs from base 1 to 189 and encodes 62 amino acids. The record is from RefSeq and is a predicted model, not a curated record. The transcript has a single exon.